This is a messenger RNA of Zygotorulaspora mrakii, 1545 nucleotides long. RefSeq names its product metallodipeptidase (gene DUG1). Gene Ontology annotation, biological process: proteolysis. Gene Ontology annotation, molecular function: metallodipeptidase activity. The transcript has a single exon. The coding region runs from base 1 to 1545 and encodes 514 amino acids. Lineage: Eukaryota; Fungi; Ascomycota; Saccharomycetes; Saccharomycetales; Saccharomycetaceae. The record is from RefSeq and is a predicted model, not a curated record.
AUGAGUGUCAGACUGACGUUGGCAACAGUUUCGAAGGUGAUUAGAGUAGGCUCCAGUUUGAAUUUGGUAUCGCAAAAUCGGAAAAUAAUGAGUAGUGCAGCAGAGUUCCCAUAUGGUAAGGUAUUCGCAAAGAUCGAUGAAUUAAAACCACAAUUCAUUGAUACGCUUGGGAAAGCAGUUAAGAUUCCAGCGGUCUCCGGAGACGAGAGCCUGAGACCUAUGGUUGUGAGGAAGGCGCAUUUCCUCGUCGGGGAGUUGCAGAGAAUUGGGUUCACCGAUAUUCAGUUAAAACAUUUGGGGACGCAACCGCCACCGGUGGAAGAUGAAAAUCUACAGUUGCCACCCGUGGUUCUGUCACGCUAUGGGAACGAUCCCAAGAAGAAGACGAUUGUUGUUUAUGGGCAUUACGAUGUUCAGCCAGCUUCGUUUGAAGACGGAUGGGAUACUGAACCUUUCGAGUUAUACGUGGAUGAGGAAAAGCAGUUGAUGAGGGCAAGAGGCAGCACAGAUGAUACCGGACCUGUUAUCGGGUGGUUUAAUGUUGUGCAGGCCUACAAGGAAUCAGGAUUUGAGUUGCCCGUUAACCUGAUCACGUGCUUUGAAGGAAUGGAGGAAUCCGGGUCGAUUGGAUUGGAUGGUCUUAUCGUGGAGGAAGCUGACAAGUAUUUCAAGGGAACCGAUGCGGUUUGCAUUAGUGACAACUAUUGGUUGGGCACCACGAAGCCGGUUUUAACGUACGGUUUGAGAGGAUGCAACUACUAUCAGACGACGAUUGAGGGGCCCGGUGCUGAUUUACAUUCGGGUAUAUUUGGUGGUAUUAUAGCAGAACCCAUGGUCGAUUUAGUUCAGGUUUUGGGAUCGCUGGUUGAUUCAAAAGGUAAAAUCCUGAUUGAUGGUGUUGAUGACAUGGUGGCUCCGCUAACAGAAAAGGAAGCUAAGUUAUACGAUGGGAUCGAUUUCACUUUGGACGACUUGAAUGCUGCCAGUGGUUCAGACACAAGCCUGUACAAAAAUCCAAAAGACAUCUUGAUGCACAGAUGGAGAUAUCCUUCUUUGUCGCUCCAUGGUGUGGAAGGAGCGUUUUCUUCACAAGGUGCAAAAACUGUUGUUCCUGCAAAAGUCCAUGGUAAAUUCUCUAUUAGAACUGUUCCUGACAUGGACUCUGAAAAAUUAAAUAAGCUGGUUAUUGCCCAUUGUGAUAAAGUCUUUAGCAAGCUGGAAUCUCCAAACACUUGUAAAACCGAGUUGAUACAUGAUGGCGAUUACUGGAUUUCUGACCCUAACAACACAUCUUUCACUGCGGCUUCAAAGGCAACUGAAUUGGUAUACGGAGUCAGUCCAGACUUGACUAGAGAAGGUGGUUCCAUUCCUAUCACGCUGACAUUUGAGCAGCAAUUGAAAACGAGCGUAUUGCUGUUACCAAUGGGCAGAGGUGAUGAUGGUGCACACUCCGUUAACGAAAAGCUAGAUAUUAGCAACUAUGUUAAUGGGAUGAAAACUAUGGCAGCCUAUUUGCAUUACUAUGCCGUUGCAGAAGGAAAGUAA